AUGUCCACAUCUCCCUCCACCUUCGGCACCCUGAAUGGCAACGGCGUAACUACGAACGGCGCAACCUCACAUAGCGCGACCUACCCCAGCAUCAAUGGGUCCCCCGCGUCGUCGUCGGCCUAUCCUUUGAACGGAGACUCCAGACCUGUCUAUCAGAACCAGUUCGAGGGAAUCGUCAACCACAUCUAUCAGUCUGGAUUCCAGACAGGUAAUUACGCUGAUACACACCUUCAUGUAUAUCACAGUGUAUAUCGCCUGCAUGCUAUCAUCUUGUCACGAUCACCGUACCUUGUCCAUUUGAUGUCGACAUCGCCCCAGACUGGGGGGGUGCGGACCAUAUACGUGCAGGUUGAGCAAGAACCUGAAAUAACUCAAGAGGGUUUUGCCAUUGCACUUGGGUAUCUCUACUCGCCAAUCUCUCUGAAUAACAUCCGGCCUGAUAAUGCGCGUGCUGUCCUUGCCGCAGGCUGCCUGCUUGGCGGCAUGGAGGAAUUAUGUCAGUACGCGUAUGAGACCUGCCGACAGUCGCUCUCCGUCGAGAAUAUUGUGCACUGGAUAGAGUUUAUCGGCAGCCUCCCACCGCCGUCGGAUGGCUCAACAACUCCGGAGCCCCUGCCGACCACUAUCUUCGGCGCAUAUGCGGAUAGGCUACGCGAAGACGUCUUCCACUUCUUGGUAGUCACCCUUCCUGAGGUCCUUGAUGCGCGCGGCACGUCCACGUCCCCACCCCAAUCUCAAACCCAACAGCCCCAAGGCCCAAGCGGUCGUGAAGUGCUCCUGCAGAUUUUCUCGCGCGUGCCGUUUGAGAUAUUCAAGGCUGCAGUCGAGUCGCCCACGUUCCAGAUAGGUUCCGACCGUGCUCGGUACGAAUUUGCCAAAGAGGCUGUGGAAUUGAGAAAACAUGGCGUUGCACGAGGCCAGGGAGCUGAGGAAACGGUGGUCCUUGCGUUCGGAGGGGGGAAUACGAAUGGGAGUGCCGUACAUGUGGCCAGGAAGAUGCGCAAACGGCCGCUCUGGAAGGUGAACGCUUGA
Messenger RNA from Pleurotus ostreatus (oyster mushroom), 1032 nucleotides. RefSeq lists its product as uncharacterized. The coding region runs from base 1 to 1032 and encodes 343 amino acids. The transcript is spliced from 7 exons. Lineage: Eukaryota; Fungi; Basidiomycota; Agaricomycetes; Agaricales; Pleurotaceae. The record is from RefSeq and is a predicted model, not a curated record.